AUGCCGAAGAGAAGAGAUAUUCUUGCCAUUGUGUUAAUCGUGUUACCUUGGACUCUGCUUAUCACUGUGUGGCACCAGAGCGCCAUCGCCCCCCUCCUCGCUAUCCGAAAGGACGCUGGAGCUGGUGAAGGCAGACGUGAUGCAGGAAGCCAAACGAGCAACUCAAAGGAGUUCUGCUCCUCUGAUAAGGACAUAGUGGAGGUAGUGCGCACCGAGUAUGUGUACACACGGCCGCCUCCAUGGUCCGAUGCCCUGCCUACCAUCCAUGUCAUCACACCAACCUACAGUCGGCCAGUGCAGAAGGCUGAGCUCACUCGGCUCGCCAACACCUUCCUGCACGUCCCUAACCUGCACUGGAUCCUGGUGGAGGACGCACAGAGGAGGACACCGUUGGUCACACGUCUACUGAGGGAGACGGGCCUCAACUACACACAUCUGAACGUCGAGACGCCUCGCAACUACAAGCUCCGAGGCGAUGCAAGGGAUCCCAGGAUCCCGCGGGGAACCAUGCAAAGGAAUUUGGCUCUCCGGUGGUUACGGGAGACCUUCAGCCCCAACAGCUCUCAGUCAGGCAUUGUCUACUUCGCUGAUGAUGAUAACACCUACAGCCUGGAGCUCUUUGAAGAGAUGCGCUCUACGCGUAAGGUGUCUGUCUGGCCCGUAGCUUUUGUCGGAGGUUUGCGCUACGAGUCCCCCAAGGUCAACGCUGCUGGUAAGGUAUACGGAUGGAAAACAGUGUUUGAUCCUCACCGGCCUUUUGCUAUUGACAUGGCCGGAUUCGCCAUCAACUUGCGGCUCAUCCUGUUCAAACCACAAGCCUAUUUCAAACUGCGGGGGGUCAAGGGGGGCUACCAGGAGAGCAGCCUGCUGCGAGAACUCGUCACUCUCAACGACCUGGAACCGAAAGCUGCUAAUUGCACUAAGAUUCUCGUGUGGCACACAAGGACGGAAAAACCUGUCCUGGUGAACGAAGGCAAGAAAGGCUUCACAGAUCCAAAUGUGGAAAUCUGA
This is a messenger RNA of Neoarius graeffei (lesser salmon catfish), 1011 nucleotides long. It is a transcript of the gene b3gat1a, whose product is annotated as beta-1,3-glucuronyltransferase 1 (glucuronosyltransferase P) a. The transcript has 4 exons. The record is from RefSeq and is a predicted model, not a curated record. Gene Ontology annotation, cellular component: Golgi membrane. Gene Ontology annotation, biological process: chondroitin sulfate proteoglycan biosynthetic process; carbohydrate metabolic process. The coding region runs from base 1 to 1011 and encodes 336 amino acids. Gene Ontology annotation, molecular function: galactosylgalactosylxylosylprotein 3-beta-glucuronosyltransferase activity. Lineage: Eukaryota; Metazoa; Chordata; Actinopteri; Siluriformes; Ariidae.